CGCGCUCCAGAGACCCCGGGGGAGUACCGCCUCCGGCUUCUGGCCAAACAUUUGACCACUGUAGAGCAAUUCCGAGAAGAGCUGCUCGACCGUCGAAACAAUCCUGCGCCCAAUACGCUACCCAGGGAAAUCCCAGAGCCUUUGUAUCCUGGAGAAAAAUUGCAGAGCUACACACAGAAGUUUGAGCAGUGGCUCGCACAGCGGGGGCGGCGUUUGUCUGCGAUGGACGGAGAUCCAAGCCAAGAACGGGGCUUCUGGUUCUCAUUUGCCUACUUAAGAGUGGGAGAAUGUGGAGCGCAGCCG
Molecule: messenger RNA, 303 nt
Organism: Phytophthora sojae
Lineage: Eukaryota; Oomycota; Peronosporomycetes; Peronosporales; Peronosporaceae
Exons: 1
Source: RefSeq, a predicted model, not a curated record